AUGUUCAGCCCUCAGCAGCGCCGUAUUACCAGAGCUUUGGCUCAUACGAAUCAAGAAGCUAAUAGUAUAGUCGAUGAAAAUCUUCCACAACCACUAAGAUAUUUUUAUCGAGAUAGACAGCAAGAUAUGACCGAUCAAUCAGAACCAAUGGAUAUUGACGAACCAGUUGUGCCAGAAACAUCAGAACCCGUCGUUGUAGAUAAUGUUGUAAUAGAACAAAAUAUGAUGAGUUUAGAUCAACCCACAGAUGUUGAGGCUAAUAAUGAUGGAAACAACGCCGAACAGGAUAAUGUUCCAGAGGAGGUAUUGGAGCACGAGACUGAUAGCGAUGAAGAAAACGAGGAUGGAGUUCCGCGAAACGAUAGUUCAAUGAAUGAGGAAACAGAGGAGAUAGUAAAUCCAAGAGUUUUCCUGUCCCAGGACAUUAGGGAAACUCUCCGGGCCGUAAUCCAAACAAACGCAAAUAGUGAACAAUUGGGAAAACUUGCCAAUUUCUUCUUGAUGCUUGAACGAACCGCACUUACCGAUUGGAAUCUUGAUUUGCUCAUCAGCAAGUUGGCACAAAUAGUAAAGAAUGUAAACUCCGAUGGCGGAAUGCCGUUCGAUCUAAUGUUUGGUCAAAGUGAUAUUGACCCGCUCGUACUGCAAAGUAUCCUGGAAUCAAAUAUGUCUCAGAAUGAUCCUAACAUAAUCACGAUGGCAACUAGAUGCCUUGGAAAUUUGGUUACUGCACUAGGAGACAGCGCAGGGCAUAUGGUCGGCAAUCCUAUCAAAGAGCGAGUGGUGCCUCUGUUCUGCGAUAUUUUGGUCAAAGGGCCUCAGACCAACGAUUCAGAACACCUGAAAGAUAUAAUAAUGGCUUUAUAUCAAUUUACGAGGCAUAACCGAGUUGACUGUACUGGCAUCAUCGUCGAGAAGCAUGUUUUUCCUCACAUAUGGACAUCAAUAUUUCCUUUUCUUACCGACAAUGAUCGAAUACUUCCAAUAAAGUUACUGUCCAGUUGCUGUCAAAGAGCUCCCCUAGAAUCCUUCUCAACGUUAUUGGACGAGGCCAUAAACGUUCCCGAUUUUCAGAGUUUGUUUGCCGAUCAUGAAUUGCCAGAUUUUUUCAAGUUGGGAAUUGGAAAAGCUAUUUAUGAGGCUCUGACGCAUAAACCCGCUUCGUUUAUCGACGACAAUGAUUCGGUUAAAGUUAUGAUCAAGAAAGUGCAAGAGGACCUAUCCGAAGUCGAAGUGAUAUCUUUGCAACCGCAUAACCUUUACAGACAAAUUUUUCUUUUCAUUCUAGCACUUUUCCCGGCUCUCCCAAGAUCAGGCUCACGACAGAUUAAUCACGUCGCCUCUGAUACAUUAUCAACCUCAACAGGAAGCACCGAAGCUUCAAACUCAAGGGAUAUGGUGGUUGAUUCCGAGGAAAGCUCUGAUUCAUUACAAUCAAACGAGAAUGCUGAAUCAUUGCAGUUUAAAAAGUCUAGCAAGCAACUUGCAUGUUUACUGGUGCCGACGUUGAUAAAAGCUUACCGAGGGACCGAGAAUUGGGAAUCGAGGAAACUGAUAGUAGCAAUUAUCUUGGCAUUUGUACUAUACUUGGAUGACGAUCUGAUGUGUGAAAUAUUGCAGCAAGCUUCUAUUGAAAAGUUUUUGAGGUGCGUUUUUACAGCUUCAAGCUAUAUUAACAAGAUGAAUAGUCAUAUAUUAGAUUUGCAAACGUAUGCUCUUGAGAUUGUAGCCCAGUGCUUGCAGAGCUGGGGAAAAUGUUUUGAUGAUAUAUUCAAUCGAUCGGGAGUACUUGAUCAAGCCAUCAAGCUCAAUGAAGAGCAAUUGACAAAAAAGCCGACAGUCUAA
Messenger RNA from Acaulospora colombiana, 1845 nucleotides. Lineage: Eukaryota; Fungi; Glomeromycota; Glomeromycetes; Diversisporales; Acaulosporaceae. The record is from the annotation of a GenBank genome assembly.